Molecule: messenger RNA, 305 nt
Organism: Staurois parvus
Lineage: Eukaryota; Metazoa; Chordata; Amphibia; Anura; Ranidae
Source: the annotation of a GenBank genome assembly
GAUUUUGCAUUCCCGGGGAGAGAUCUGUAUGUAAAAAUACAGAUCUCUGCCCUGUUAGCACCAGCAUUCUGCUUUGUAUUGCUCUGCAUAGCAGAGCAAUACAAAGCAGCAAGCUUACACACUAAAAAACACACACACAGGACACAGUUAACCCUUUGAUCACCCCAGACGUUAACCCCUUCCUGCCCAGUGUCAUUAGUACACUUUUUAUUAGCACUGAUCACUGUAUUAGUAUCACUGGGGAUGUUAGUGGCAGUUAAUCAGUUCCCCCCCCCCAGUGUCAGAAUGCCGCAGUCCCGCUAUAA